AUGGAUCAAGAAUCUCAUGACCAGGCCCUGAGCAUCGCCGUCGAGAACUCAGCCAACGACAGUCCCGGGAGAGUGGACAUUAGGACAUGGCCCUUCUCCAAGAGAAAAGGGUUCAAGAAAAUGGAAGUGGACUCAACAAAAGUAGACAUCUAUUGGGACUUAUCCUCUGCCAAAUUCGGGUCAAGCCCCGAGCCCUUAGAGGGAUUCUAUCUAGCCAUAGCAAUAAAUCAAGAACCAUGCCUUCUCCUCGGAGAUUCGCAGACUGAAGCCUACAAGAAGAUGGAUAUCGAUCCAUCACCAUUUGCACCAAAGGCCUGUUUUAUUGCUAGAAAAGAGCACAUUUUUGGGAAGAGAUUGUACAAUUCAAAGGCGCAGUUUUGUGGGAAGGGGCGUUUGCAUGAUAUAAGGAUUGAGUUUGAUCCAAAUGAGACUUCGCCGCCUCCUCCGCCCCACCCAACAUCGGCAGCAUCCUCUCGACGCUGGGUUUCCAAGAGCUCUCCGCCGCAGCGAGCGCGACAAACCUCUCCUCCGGCGGGCCCACGACGAUCUUCGCCCCCACCGACGCCUCCCUCAACACGUGCCCGACCUGCUCCACCUCUCUACUCCUCCAAGAACACUCCGUCCCGGGGCUCUACCCGCUCCACUUCCUCCGCCGCUUCGCCAUCGGCACCAAGAUCGAGUCUUUCGCCGCCAACCGCUGCCUCACCGUCACCGCCUCCCCGACCCCACAACGGCCAGGAAAAAGGUCUUCAUCAACGGCGCCGAGAUCGCCAAGCCCGACUUCUUCAACAAUGGCCUCGUCGUCGUCCACGCCAUCCAGCGCCGUCGUCGUCCGGCGCCGAGAACGUCUCGCACCUCUCCCCGCUAUCGUGCGCCGUCGAAACCAUGACCACCUUAUCCUUCCCCCACCGCGCCGCCACCCUCUCUAUCAUGCGCUUCAUGCUAAAAGACGCCAUGCGCGCCAUCCGCGUCGGCGGCUACAGCAUCGUCGCCCUCUCCAUCCGCCUCAAGUUCCCUCAGCUGUUAGAGCUCAAGUCGCCCACCCUCUUCGCCAUCGACGACGUCUCCGUCUUCGUCGGCGGCGGGGGCGGCGGGGGCGGGGAGCUGUACGUGGCGGAGAUGGGGUUCCACAUUGUCCCCAACAGGCUGCUCACGGCUGCGGAUUUGAUGGGCCUCAAAAACGGCACGUCGCUGCCGACGAUGGAGCGCGGCCGGGAUCUGGUGGUGAAGAGCGCCGGGGGAGGCGGGCCGCUGGCGCCGAUGCGGAUUAAUUUUGUGAAGGUGGAUAGGUUUGAUCUGGUGGUUAACAAGAGGGUGGCUGUUCAUGGACUGUCUAUGCCGUUCCACGACGUCGAUCGGAAGUGGCUCUCCGGCCAAGAAUUAGGUUCGGUCGCGGCCGGAGUUCCGGUGAUGCAAUGGUAUGCAUCAUGGAUAGUGAUUUUUGAUGACUUGUGAGGUUAGAGCAAUUAGAAUUUGCUCUG
This is a messenger RNA of Salvia splendens (bonfire salvia), 1481 nucleotides long. RefSeq lists its product as uncharacterized. Lineage: Eukaryota; Viridiplantae; Streptophyta; Magnoliopsida; Lamiales; Lamiaceae. Bases 1 to 1455 code for a protein of 484 amino acids. The record is from RefSeq and is a predicted model, not a curated record. The transcript has 2 exons.